AUGAGUAGUACUGGAGGUGGUUCGGUUGUGCGGUUGUUGGAGAAGGAUAGCUUGAAGCCUGGCUUGAAGGAAGGUGGUUUGAAGAGCGUUUCGGGGAAGGUCAAACCACUUGGAUGCGUGGCGCGAUGGCGGAUGAAUCCUUACGUUCGUUUAGUAAUAUACUGUUUAGCAUGUUUGUUUACAUCGUGUUUGUAUUUUGGUUGGCAGGCGUACUCGGCGAUGAUUAUCAAGUCAGGUGCGUAUGCAUGGAAGUGUGAUCCGGGUUCACCGACGGAAGACCCGGAUGACCCUGCGAGUUGUCUGGAGCAGUCUAAGGCGGUGAGUGGGUUGUAUUCAUUGGCCAACGGUUCAGAGUUCGUGUGUGCCGCGGUGGCAGGUGUGAUGCUGGAUACCUUCGGGCCUCAAGUCACGGCCUCGAUUGGCGAAACGUUGCACUUGUUAUCGAUUUUAUGUUUAAUUUUCGCGACUGAGAAGUUUCGUGUGUAUACACUCGCCAUGGUCCUGGCGGGCGCAUGCGUCAACAUCAUCUGCUUCCCUGCCUUGACUGUGAUGGAACACUGGCCACGGCGUCAGGCGUUGGCGGUCUCCAUUAUUGUAGGCUGUCAGUCUGCUGCUUCCGUGGUAGCUCCGAUGCUAAACGCAAUUUGGAAGAAGCAUCCCGACUGGCGCUUCCGCAGCAUCUGGGGUGUCUGGCUGGUUGUUGUCUGGCUCCCCGUGAGCGCACUCUACAUCUGCUGUCUACCCCGCAAACGUGAUUACGGCGCCCUGCUAGCCACCAGUGUCAUCCUACGUUCCGAUGAGCCCGCCGUCGACUUUGACGGCAACCCGAUUAAGCGGAAAUUUAGCGAUGAACUUGACGCACCCCGUUCCGAACGCGAAGAUCUCGAGACCGGAUUCGGCGCGUCGACCAGCGGCGAGCGAACUGGCGGUUACUCCACGCCUAGCAACCACCCACGUUCGGAGCACGCACGUUCGGAACUCGGCAGCGGGAUCGAAAUGGCGCGAUUGCGAGACACGAGUGUGUCCACGGCCGCGGCUGUGGAAGAGGACGCAGCGGCGCUGGAGGAAAUCGGGAAGGGUGACAGGACGCGCGGCAAGGCGCAGUGGAAGCUCUUCAUCAGGUGUUUGCAGACGUUGGACAUAUGGAUUAUGGCGGCCUUUUGUGGUUUACUCAUGUUCCAGUUCGCGUAUUACCCGGCGGUGGUGAAGGACGCGGUAUCCAUGAGCGUGUCCGACUUCGUCGGUUGGCUCACACCCAUGCAGGGCCCGUUCUCCUUCGUGAUUGGGUUCUGUAUGGACUAUACCGGAACCACGCUCGUUAUGUUUGUUAUGGGAGUGACACUGAUCUUUGUUAACCAGACCUGCGCCUGGGCCAGCGAGAACGAAAGCUUAAUGCGCUUCACUGCCGUCUGGUUCAUCUUCAUCCAGUCAGCCACGUACAACAUCAAGUACACGUUCGUCAACGAAAUGUACGACCCGUUCAACUUCGGCAAACUCGUGGGAGUGCUCGGAAUUGCUGGCGGCAUUGGGGUGUACUGCUCGGAUCCGCUAGUGAAAAGUACAGAAUACAACACCAUCCUGAACGCUCUAACCGGGGUCGCGGCCUUCAUGUUAGUUCUCACCGGAUUCGUGUUCAUCAGACAAAUGAAGGGCGUCACCCACAAGACGGUCCGUGCCGUUGAACAGAAACACAGACAAGUCAACAAUGUCGACUAG
Gregarina niphandrodes is the source of this 1716-nucleotide messenger RNA. RefSeq names its product major facilitator family transporter. The transcript has a single exon. Bases 1 to 1716 code for a protein of 571 amino acids. NCBI's taxonomy places the organism in Eukaryota, Apicomplexa, Conoidasida, Eugregarinorida, Gregarinidae. The record is from RefSeq and is a predicted model, not a curated record.